Molecule: messenger RNA, 2066 nt
Organism: Chenopodium quinoa (quinoa)
Lineage: Eukaryota; Viridiplantae; Streptophyta; Magnoliopsida; Caryophyllales; Amaranthaceae
Product: GTPase HflX-like
Exons: 13
Coding region: 100-1776 (558 amino acids)
Cellular component (GO): cytoplasm
Molecular function (GO): GTP binding; ribosome binding
Source: RefSeq, a predicted model, not a curated record
CCGACCCAAGAGACCAAGACCAAACUCACCAAGUAUGAAUAUCUAAAACACACACAAAAAAAGGUUGCAUUAUCCAUUGCAAAAUAUAAUCAGUAAGAGAUGAGUUCAAGCAGCUUCUGUUGGAUAAUUAGCACCAAAACUUCAUCAUCAUCUUCAUCUUCUUUUCAAAAUUCUCAAUCCCAUUAUUUGUGCCCACUUCAAUUUCAAUCCUUCCCAUUUCAAAAAUCUACUUUAAAUUCAAGAAAUUACUUAGAAUCCCAUCAACAUAAGAACCCCAAGAAUUUAAUUUGUGUGAAUUCCCUCCAAAUUAAUCAUGGUGUGGAUCAGAUUCUCUCUCCUGUUACCCCAGAUGAACAAGAAACUGGAGAAAUUGAGGAGGUAAUUAGUGAUUUUGAGGAUGAUUUUGAAGACCCAGUUCCAUUUUCUGUUAAUGGAGAGAGUAAGAGGGAACAAGAAGAGGCAGAGGAGGAAGAACGUCGCUUUAAGCUCAGAAAUGGAAAGGAGGUUCUUGCUGAAAAAGCUUAUCUUGUGGGUGUGGAGCAAAAAGGUGUUAAAGUGGAAUCUUUUGGAAUAGAAGAAUCUCUGAAAGAGUUGGCUCAGCUAGCUGACACAGCAGGUCUUCAGGUUGUUGGUUCUACUUAUCAAAAGCUUGCUGCUCCAAAUCCAAGAACAUAUAUUGGCUCAGGCAAGGUUUCUGAGAUCAAGAGUGCAAUUCAUGCAUUUGAUGUUGAAACAGUGAUAUUUGAUGAUGAGCUUUCACCAGGGCAAUUGCGUAAUUUGGAGAAAGUAUUUGGAAAAGAUGUUAGAGUCUGUGAUAGGACUGCACUUAUUCUGGAUAUUUUCAACCAGAGGGCAGCGACUCAUGAAGCUGCUUUACAGGUUGCACUGGCUCAAAUGGAAUAUCAAUUACCACGGCUGACAAGAAUGUGGAGUCAUUUAGAACGUCAAGCAGGAGGGAGGGUGAAAGGUAUGGGUGAGAAACAAAUUGAAGUGGACAAGCGUAUUCUACGAGAUCAAAUUGGUGUUCUGAAAAAAGAGCUGGAAUCUGUUAGGCGCCAUCAAAAGCUGUAUCGCAAUCGUCGUGUUUCAGUGCCUAUUCCAGUUGUAUCUUUAGUAGGAUAUACAAAUGCUGGAAAGAGUACGUUGUUAAAUCAAUUGACUGGUGCAAACGUGCUUGCCGAGGAUCGAUUGUUUGCUACACUUGAUCCAACAACCAGAAGGGUGCAGAUGAAGAAUGGGAAGGAGUUUCUCUUAACUGAUACUGUCGGAUUCAUUCAAAAGCUACCAACUACGCUGGUUGCUGCCUUCAGAGCCACAUUGGAGGAAAUAUCUGAAUCAUCACUUCUAGUGCAUGUGGUGGACAUUAGUCACCCUUUAGCCGAGCAACAAAUUGAUGCUGUGGAUAAAGUUCUGUCAGAAUUGGAUGUGUCACUAAUUCCGAUGUUAAUUAUUUGGAACAAGGUUGAUAAGGUGAGUGAUCCAGAGAAAAUUAAGGCAGAAGCAAAGAGACGAGGCAAUGUUGUCUGUUUAUCUGCUUUGAAUGGUGAUGGACUUGAUGAAUUUUGCAACGCCAUUCAGGAAAAGCUGAAGGAUUCUAUGGUGUGGGUUGAAGCACUGGUUCCUUUUGACAAAGGAGAACUUCUCAGUAGCAUACAUCAAAUUGGAAUGGUAGAAAGAACUGAUUAUACAGAGAAUGGAACAUUGGUCAAAGCACAUGUACCACUUCGCUUAGCAAGACUCCUUACACCGAUGAGACAAUUGGUUGCAUCACUUUAGAUUCAGCAAAUACACGGCCUGCCAGAUUGUACACAAUGAUUUCAGGAAUAUUUUGUUAAACAGAAGCUGUGAAUACUGUGAUGCUACAUUUCGACACUUUAGAUCAAGACUCAAGAGCUUGUGUAUCUUACUAUCUGUACAUAGUUCAUCUGUAGUGUACAUAAUACCAUACAAUCACGCUUCUAAUCAAUACUAAGCCAACUGUUAGUAACUAAUCCCUCUCAAAACUGUCGCUGGCUCGUGCACAAAUCUCUCACAUUAUUAUUACUGAAUCAUACCUUUUUAACCAA